This is a messenger RNA of Ylistrum balloti, 1099 nucleotides long. RefSeq lists its product as uncharacterized. The coding region runs from base 42 to 413 and encodes 123 amino acids. Lineage: Eukaryota; Metazoa; Mollusca; Bivalvia; Pectinida; Pectinidae. The record is from RefSeq and is a predicted model, not a curated record. The transcript is spliced from 2 exons.
CUUCAGUUAAGAUUUCGUCUCAACUCGUAAACAAACACACCAUGUCUGACUUACCAGAAAAGGAAGCUAUCCGUCUGUGUAGAAGCACUACGACGAUUGAAACUAUCGUAGACUUGACAAGGCACAUAAGCCCACAAGUCAGACAGACCGCUCUCAAGGAAAUGUGUCCUUGCAGGGUAAAAAAAGACCACGAAGACUUCUGGAAGCGUGUACUUGAAAUGGUUGGUGACGAGGCAGCUAACGUCCGAUUCCAGGUGCUACAUACGCUGUGUGACGGCUCCCCCACCCACCUGGAAUACGACGUUGCCGAGGCACUUGACAGAUUCAACAGGGAUUCUGACCCCAAAAUCCGCAGGACAGCUCACAGGGUCCUCACAACUUACUGGAAGACUGGAAAAUGGAACGUCCUAUAAACACAAUAGGUAUGCGCCUUCUAUGCAACACUCUGCGCCGAUCCAACCUUUUCUUCCAUGGUGCGGUGAAAUCAGGCACAGGGUAACGUGGCGCGGGCACACCAGAACCAAGUACGCGCGGUACAAACGUGCAAGGUACCGGUACAACAGAACCAGGUUCAAAGUAUCCAGUGACCGGCACACGAGAAACAGGUACCCUCGGUACAAACGGGCAAGGUACCGGUACAACAGAACCAGGUUCAAGGUAGCCAGUGACCGGCACACGAGAAACAGGUAUCCUCGGUACAAACGGGCAAGGUACCGGUACAACAGAACCAGGUUCAAGGUAGCCAGUGACCGGCACACGAGAAACAGGUACCCUCGGUACAAACGGGCAAGGUACCGGUACAACAGAACCAGGUUCGAAGUAGCCAGUGACCGGCACACGAGAAACAGGUAUCCUCGGUACAAUCGGGCAAGGUACCGGUACAACAGAACCAGGUUCAAAGUAGCACACGGAAACCAGGAACUUGUACAGGAGAACUCGGUACAAAGUUGCCAUAAUGACUGAUCGAUACACAAUGUGUCAGGUACAGGCAUUAGAAGGUGAUCUGAGUACCCUGGGUACAAACGCGUCUGGCCAGCGUAGGGCCUUACUCCGUGUAGUGAGGGUACAGGUGUCUGGCAUCAGUACAACAGAAACAAGA